Messenger RNA from Aspergillus caelatus, 1803 nucleotides. RefSeq names its product DUF4246 domain-containing protein. The record is from RefSeq and is a predicted model, not a curated record. Bases 1 to 1803 code for a protein of 600 amino acids. The transcript is spliced from 5 exons. NCBI's taxonomy places the organism in Eukaryota, Fungi, Ascomycota, Eurotiomycetes, Eurotiales, Aspergillaceae.
AUGUCAGCCGAGCAGUCAAAUCGUAUCCAGUUACCGGGGUAUAAUCUACCACUGAAUUAUAGACCGGAUAGUGGCCAGCGUUUCGGGCGUACUCUUUUCCCAAAUGCCUUGGAUUAUGGCGACAUUGAGUAUGGCUCGGUUGACCGUAUCAAUGUACACAGGGAGAUAUUGAUGAUGCGUGUAAUGAACACUAUCACCGACAAACCCGAAUGGGACAAAAAGGUCUUCGAUGAAACCAUUACUGCCAAAUGGCGGGAAGAGAUCGCCCAAAGCGGCCAGGAUGUAACCCCCAAAAUGAUGGAUUAUAUCAUAAAAGAGCUGCAGUGGAAAACGGAGAAUUUCCAGAAAACAGGCUUACUCAGCGCAUAUGACGCUGGUGUGGUGAAAUCCGACACUGCCAUUCCCGAGGACCUGAAACAGGCGUUGAAAGAUUCGGUGGCCCCUUUUGAACAGGUUCCGGAGGAUCAGAAAGACUAUCACCCUGGUUCCGAUAUGAAGGUGGUUGAUUUGGUGCACCCCUCCCUCUUCCCUGUUGUUUAUGGCCGUACGCGAAUCCUUCCGGACAGAGUCAUCGGUCUUGAUGACUGUCUGGGGAGUGUAGGACAGGGAGACUUGCUUCCAGUUCCCCCAGAAGGAGAAGCCCAAAUUGAGGGGUAUGGCGCGAGUGCAUACGGGUGGCGGAGGUGGGAGACUGAGGCUCUGAGACCAUUCAGUCGAAAGUUUCAAUGGCUUCCUUGCGACGUGAAAUUUACUGGUCAGAAUGAUGAAUGUCGCAUUAUUUCAUAUAUCAAUAAUGUCCACCCUUCGGAACAUCAAAAUCUCUACCAGGCCGUGGAGAAGAUCAUCUCACGGGCAAUUCCUCUUUGGAACAGGACUUUGACUCACGUGCAGGAACGACGGCAUUCACGUAUAGUCUACGAUAGCGUUGAUUAUCACCCAGGUUCUACGCAAGAGCCGAAUUAUGAUGAUUAUAGUGACGACGAAGAAUUUGACCGGAAGUAUCAGGAGUGGCAAAGUGCACAACAAAUAGUACUCCCCGAACCAGGGGAGUUCACACCUCCUAACACAACCGAGAAGACAGACUUACGGGAACAGUUCCACAAAUCAGGGCUGCAGAUCAUCGUGAAGCUGGCUAACAUUGAACUGACCCCGGAGAAGCCAGAGUACGGAGGCGGCACCUGGCAUGUUGAAGGACAAUUAAAUGAACGCAUCUGCGCAACGGCCAUCUACUACUAUGACAGUGAGAAUAUCACCCAGAGUACACUUGCUUUCCGUCAGCGCGCAGAUAAGGAUGAGCUAUCAGAAAUUUCCUAUGAGCAGGACCGCCAUGAAUUCAUACAUCAGGUCUAUGGCUUCGAACCCGAAGUCAGUUCCCGCGACGAGACGCAGAUCACCCAGGAUCUUGGCAGCGUGGUUUGCCAGGAAGGCCGACUACUUACGUUCCCCAACAUCCUCCAGCACCGAGUCUCUCCGUUUUCGUUGACAGAUCGGUCCAAAUCAGGCCACCGCAAAAUCUUAGCCCUGUUCCUUGUGGAUCCUCAUAUGCGUAUCAUAUCCUCUGCCAACAUUCCGCCCCAACAGGAGGAUUGGGGGAAAGAGAAGCGAGAAGUUGUUACAGAUAUGCUGUCUCGGAGAUUACCGGUAGAGCUUCAGGAAAUGGUGGGCGAGGAUAUUCUUUAUCCAUCCAUCAGUCUGGAAGAGGCGAAAGGGUACAGAAAGGAGCUCAUGCAAGAGAGGAGUGCGACGACCAGUGAGCAGAACCAGAAAUUUGAAACUGGUGAAUUUUCGCUUUGUGAGCAUUAA